AUGAGCGGACGCAAAAGGAGCUGGGUUUGGGAUUUUUUCGAAAAAUCAGAGGACGAAAAGGAAGUAACAUGUUCCAUAUGUGGUGAAGUUUUGUGCUACAACUCCUCCACAUUCUCACUGAACAACCAUUUAACAAAAAUCCAUAACAAAAAUCGCGAAAACGAGAGCGCACAUUCAGCCGAAGCUUUCCACAGUGAAAUUUCAAGCGAUAGGCCCAACAAAUCCAAGAAGAAGAGGCUAGAAGGUGACACAGCCGUCGUUACACACGAACGUCAAGAAGAAAUUUCACGAGCAGUUGCACGUUUGAUUUCAACCAACAUGCUACCGCUUUCAAUUGUGUCUUCCGAUGGCUUCAGAGAUUUUAUGAAAGUGAUAGAACCCGGCUACAAAGUUCCCUGCGUUAGAAGCAUUCAUUCUCGCUUGAAGCUAUUAUAUAAAUCCGUCAAAGACAAUAUAUGCAAUGAAUUGGCGGAGGCAUCAAGUGUUUCAAUUUCUGUGGAUGAAUGGUCUUCUCGAACGCUGGAUUCUUAUAUAUCAGUAGAAGCUCAGUAUUUUAACUCAAAAUACGGCUUGUGCACUGCUACGCUUUGUAACAAGCAGUUGGAAGGUAUUAAUGUAAACCCAUAGAAAAUCUACUUUUACUUAAAUAUUUUUUGUCCUUCCAGGAAGACCAAAUGCAGAUAAUAUUGCUUCCACUGUCGAAUCAGUUUUAAAUGAUUGGAAUAUUUCAAAUAAGGUUCAAUCAAUAACUCACGGCAGUGCAGCAGU
Messenger RNA from Rhagoletis pomonella (apple maggot), 768 nucleotides. RefSeq names its product zinc finger BED domain-containing protein 1-like. Lineage: Eukaryota; Metazoa; Arthropoda; Insecta; Diptera; Tephritidae. The record is from RefSeq and is a predicted model, not a curated record. Gene Ontology annotation, molecular function: DNA binding. The coding region runs from base 1 to 627 and encodes 208 amino acids. The transcript has 2 exons.